AUGCCCUCGGAGUAUGGGGCUCGGUACCCAUCAGAGGGUGAUACUGGUGCCGACGCUCCGGCCGGUUAUGUGACCAUGUGGUCCGAUUUCUUCGGAGAUUGUAACCUCCGAUUGCCGUUGACUGUGUUUGUUGUGGAUAUCUUGGAGUGGUACAAGGUCCACAUUUCUCAAGUGAGUCCAUUUGGGAUGAUUCGGAUUCGUAAUUUUGAGUUUACCUUUCGUGCUCUUGGCAUAGAGCCUACCGUCGGAGAUUUCCGACGGUUUUAUCAGAUGACGGUGUUCAUGGGGUUCUUUUCUUUCCGUCAACGAGACGGUACCCCGAAGCUGAUGACUCCCCCUAAGGGGAUGACGAUGUGGAAGAAGAAGUUCUUCUAUAUCAAGUCUGCUGCCCUUGCUGUGGAUAUGACGUUUCGGAAUGUGACCGAGACGAUCAUAGCAGAGACCAUUGCGAUGCCCAGUUUGAAAUCAGUGCAAUGGUUCCCGCAGCUGCAGACUAUUGAGUCUGUGAAGUUGACCAACACGCAACUAUGGCUGUUGCGUAUGAUGUUGAGGAGGGGCAAGAACUCGAAACCCGUGGUGCGGGAAAAGAGCGGUGAAGAUGCUCCCGCAUGGAGGAUGUUUGCUCCGGAUUUCGAGGGUACGGUUGAGACCGUAGUUUGUGCGGAUGGUGAACAGGAUCACAACACUAUCAUCCGUAGUAACUUCCGGGUGCCUACUGCGGCUGCACUGGCAGUUGAGUUGCCAGUAGGCAAAGGUGAUCUUGGGGCCUUGGGGGACCCUGAAGCGAAAGGUGUGCCAAAGAGGCAAACUAAGCAGGCAGAAGAGGCGGCUGCGGGGGGGACGGCUGCGGGUCCCCCUGUGAUUGGUGAGAAGAGGAGGCCAGAGCAGAAAGCUGCUGGUGGUGUUGAAACCAAACGUCGGAGACUAGUAACCAAAAGGUCUGCUCCGGCGCAGAAAAAACCUGCGGUUGUCGUUGAGCGUCAAGAUGAAGAUUUUUCUAUCUUCGAUGCUCCGGAGUCCCCUCCGCGUGCCAUGGGUGCGGGUGGAACGGAGGUGCCGUCGACACCUCCCGUCAAGGUGGUACCUGAGUCAACCGUGCAGAAGGAGGGUACCGCAGAGAAUGCUGCGGCCCAUAUAUUUGACACUGUCGACUCGUCCAACAACCUGAUCUCUCCCAAUGAGGGAGACGAUUUGAGUUUGCGGUUCACUGCUACUGGGAAGCAACAUUCUGAUGCUGAACCGCAAAAAACUGGCGCUGAAGCGCGGGGGAUGAUAUUGCUAACGACCCUGCGGCCUGCAGGGAGAUCUUGGGCGGUCUGGGGACCCCCUUUGAAGUUGAGCGGGCUCGUGCCGCACCGCGGGAGCUGCGUAUAA
Molecule: messenger RNA, 1374 nt
Organism: Helianthus annuus (common sunflower)
Lineage: Eukaryota; Viridiplantae; Streptophyta; Magnoliopsida; Asterales; Asteraceae
Exons: 6
Coding region: 1-1374 (457 amino acids)
Source: RefSeq, a predicted model, not a curated record